AUGCCGUACCCGCAAGGGCAACGGCAGUGGCCUCCAUACCCGCAAAUUCCCAUAUUCCUCGAAACGAGCGAUAACAACGGGACGAGAAGGACUUUUCGAACGAUCUCACCCAUAUCUCCAUCUCCGGAAAUCCGUCCUCAUGACCGGCCCAUCCAGUUUCUCGCGGUUGCGUCCACUCAAUUCACGAACGUUUCUCCCGUCUCUCCGGCCACCCAAUUUACGAAUCUCUCGCCAAUCUGGCCAAUACCGGAGCCGCCGCCUGAGAUAAUCCAGCACCCCCCUCGCCGGCCUGCGCUCCGGUUCUUUCCGACCGCGAAGCCGCGUAUCCAACUCCACGCCGCCCCUCAGCCCCCUCAAUCAGAGAAGGCACAUAAAGCUCACGAAGAUGCCCCGCACCCCGGAAGGAAGAGUAAGUUGGGACUGGGAAUCCUUGAAGACGCCUCGAACCCGAAUCCGACGCCGACGAUAUCACCAGUUCUAGAGAGAACCAACCGAUCUUCAAACAUCGCGCAGCGCAUCGAAGAGAAGAUUUGGAGAUACAAUCUUUCGGGGAACAUUAUCAAGAGGUGGCUUCUCGAGAUCAUUAGUUGGUUCAUAAGCGCCAUUUCUAUGGCGAUCAUCAUCGGAGUCCUCAUCUAUUACAGGAACAAGAAGAUCCCAAACUGGCCCGGCUAUCUCACCCUGAACGCCUUCAUAUCGGUGCUCUCUAAAAUAGCUGGUGCAGCACUCAUUCUACCGGUUUCGGAAGCGCUGGGCCAACUUAAAUGGAGCUGGUUCCAAGGCCACUCGAAGAAGAUGUGGGACUUCGAGAUUUUCGAUAACGCUUCCAGGGGUCCAUGGGGCGCUUUUCUACUGCUUAUCCGAACGAAAGGCAAGACCUUAGCUGCGCUGGGGGCUGUUAUUACUAUAUUCUCGCUUGCGCUUGAUCCAUUCUUUCAGCAGGUUGUCGAUUUUCCGACUCGCUGGAUGAUACAGGGAAACAGCUCGAUUCCAAGAGUGGUGGAAUAUGCACCUCAAUUCGGCAAGUUGCUCCAAGGUGGCUUCGAAAUACUUCAGAAGGAUCAAGAUAUUCAAGCCGUGGCAGAAAGGUUCUUCUACGGCAAUGGCACUAAGCCGGUCAUCGUCGGUAACGCGACGCGCCCAGAUAUUCCGCUUUCGUGCCCAACGAGCAACUGCACUUACCCACUUUAUGAGACGCUCGCAGUCUGUAGUGCAUGCGUAGAGGUUGAGCAACUUCUGACGUAUGCAUGCCUCGACACAAGAAUAGACUGGACAUCAAACCUUACCGGGGUUGGCACGGAAUCGACAUACCCCAACGGCACCAUGUGUGGAUACUUCCUGAACGCCACAAGCGAGGCUCCGGUUCUCAUGUCCGGCUACCUGGUCAACUCUGGCAAUUCCUCCGCCGGAGAGGCUCUGCUGACGCGUGCACUUCCACUAACCACUAAUGUCUACAGGCGGCCAUUGUUUGGUGGCUCCAUCAACUUCAAACAUGUUCGCAAUCCAAUCUCUGAUGUGUUGAUCGUUGCUGCAUCGAAUGGCUCCGCGAGCGUGUAUCGUGGCGAGGCACCUGUUGCCCACGAAUGCCUGCUCUCCUGGUGUAGUAAGACAAUCAACUCGACGUACUUCUGGGCCACUUAUGAGGAGGAAGUCAUCAGUAACGUCACAAACACGACUGAAGGUCCAUUUCCAUGGACGACUACUCGAGUAGUGUUAUCGCCGACGUUAAACGGAACCAAGAACGUCUACUCUGAAAAUAUCACUGUUGAUGGAUCCGAAGCCCGGUACGGAGUUUCAAACCUCACCCACGUCCAAAUAAUAACUGUAUUCGAUGACAUCUUCCCGUCUUUUACCACGGUGGCAAACUCCUCCGUCAAUGAAUCCUUUCUCCGAUUCGGAACCAGCGACAGGACCAGCGUCAAGCUUCGCAGUCUUGAGUUCAAUCCCUGGCUACCACCGAACAACCUAACCCGUCACAUGGAGAGGUUAGCCACCGCCAUGACAAACGUUGUCCGGUCAUCCUCCAGCAAUGAAAUGGUGAACGGCGUGGCGUAUAAUCUGGAAAGUUACGUGUCUGUUCGUUGGGUAUGGCUUAUACUUCCCCUUAGCCUCCUCUUCCUGAGUGCUGGGUUUCUCGGUGCAACCAUAGCAAAGACUGCAAAAGAAAGCGGCCAGUUAGGCGUAUGGAAGACUUCCGCUAUUGCUACGCUUCUCUACGGUCUCCCGGAUGACAUGCAAAGGAAAAUAACUUCGGCUGCAGAAGGCGGUACACCAAGAGCAAGAGCCAAGGAGUUGAAAGUAAAGCUACUCCCCAAAGGCUGGAGGGUUUCCGGCUACAACCCUUUCUCACCGACGACCCCCAAGGUUCCUAAAAGCCAACCUCCACCUGGGUGGAUUUAG
Trematosphaeria pertusa is the source of this 2400-nucleotide messenger RNA. RefSeq lists its product as uncharacterized. Lineage: Eukaryota; Fungi; Ascomycota; Dothideomycetes; Pleosporales; Trematosphaeriaceae. Bases 1 to 2400 code for a protein of 799 amino acids. The transcript has 2 exons. The record is from RefSeq and is a predicted model, not a curated record.